AUGAAUUCACCUGUUUGUGUUUUACCUGUAUCAACUGUACCAUCUACAUCGAAUGUUGAAGUAUCUGUUUCAGUUAUAUCUUCAAAGACGUCUAAACGUGACACAGAAGUAAUAACUAAUAACUUAAAAUCACAAAAAUAUCCUGCUGAUUCAAAGCGUGCUAAAGAAAUUACUGAAUCACUGAUACAAAUGUUAGUGGAGGAUGUUCGUCCAUUCUCAAUGGUAGAAGAUAUCGGAUUUAUUAAAUUUGUGAAUUCAUUAAAUAAAAGAUAUAAGUUACCAAAUAGAAAGAUUUUAAGCACUACAUUAUUAACGUCAUAUGCUCAAAAUUUACGAGAUAGUAUAGUUGAAAUGGCAGAAAUUUGGGAUAUAUCAACGAAAAUUAAAGUUAUUGUAAGUGACAAUGGUAGUAACAUUGUUAGCGCAAUAAAUAUGUCACCAUGGCAUCAAAUUUCAUGUUUUGCUCAUACUUUAAAUCUCGUUGCUCAAAGUGCAUUGAAGAAUACUGAGUCAAUUGUUAAUGUUCUUCAAAAAUGCAGAAAUAUUGUUAUUGUAUUUAAAAAUAGUAACACUACAACAGAAUUAUUACGAAAAGCCACAAAAAGAUGUAUGAUUGCGUAUGAAGAAUGGGAAAUGAUUAUUGGUAUAGUAAAUGUACUAAAACCAUUAUACCUAGCAACUAAAGAAAUGUCUGGUGAACAUUAUGUAACCAAAUCAAAAGUUAUACCUAUUCUUGGAUGCAUUGAUUCUGCCUUAAAAGCUUUUAAUUUAUCGAAUGAUGUUGAAUUACUCCGAUCUAAUUUGUUAUGUGAACUUGAUAAAAGAUUUGGAAAUAUUGAAACAAAUUCUAUUUACGCUAUUGCAACAUUGUUGGAUCCUCGUUUCAAAAACGUUGUGUUUAAAUCCAAAGUAUGCAUUAAAAUGGCAAAAACUAAAUUAUUAUGUGAAUGUGAGAAUCCAUAUGUUGAAAGUAAUAAUUCUGAAGAAAAUACCGAGUUAAUAGAAUUGAAUAAUGAAAUUUCGAACAGUGAUACAGAUACUUUAUGGGCAACAUUUGAUCAAACAAUUGAAGAGACAGGCACCGAUAGUAUUUCUUCUUCGGCAAAACGAGAAUUACAAAGGUACUUACAUUCCAAAGUAAUUCAUAGAAAAUAUAAUCCACUUACAUGGUGGACGACAGAGGGAAGGAGAAAUUAUCCAAACCUGGAACAAGUUGCAUUACAAUACCUAUGUAUACCAGCAACGUCGGUUCCCAGUGAAAGAGUUUUCUCAAAAGCUGGACAAAUUCUUUCCGAUAGAAGGACGCGGUUGCAGCCAAAGCAUGUGAAUAUGCUCACUGUUUUGAGUGCCAAUAAAGAUUAA
This is a messenger RNA of Cyphomyrmex costatus, 1362 nucleotides long. RefSeq names its product zinc finger BED domain-containing protein 4-like. Lineage: Eukaryota; Metazoa; Arthropoda; Insecta; Hymenoptera; Formicidae. Gene Ontology annotation, cellular component: nucleus. The coding region runs from base 1 to 1362 and encodes 453 amino acids. Gene Ontology annotation, biological process: regulation of transcription by RNA polymerase II. Gene Ontology annotation, molecular function: protein dimerization activity. The transcript has 4 exons. The record is from RefSeq and is a predicted model, not a curated record.